AUUAAAUAAGCAUAUUACACCUAAGUGCUUGGCUAUAAUAAGGUUGAAAAGAAAGCAUACUUCUCUAUUUAAAGAAUUUACCAAGAAACAAGCAGCAGAAUUACAAGAAAUAAUCAAUGAGGCAUUUGGUAUCUGUGAAAUUCAUAAAAAACAAGUGCUUUAG
This is a messenger RNA of Dentiscutata erythropus, 163 nucleotides long. NCBI's taxonomy places the organism in Eukaryota, Fungi, Glomeromycota, Glomeromycetes, Diversisporales, Gigasporaceae. The record is from the annotation of a GenBank genome assembly.